UCCCGUUGCUAUGGUGACACAUAAACUGUCCGCUUACCGGAAGUAGGAGUCAGCGUGUGUUUUAGACAUUCAGAAACUGAAAUAGUUUCUUUCUAAGAAUAAGCUGUCGUUUAACAGUAAUCUCAACAAACGAUGUCUUUAUCCCGGGCUCAGAGUCUCAUACUUGCAGCGGUAGUGGAGGACUGUUCACACCAGCUGGACAUCCUGGGACAUACCCUGACAGUGCAGAGGAGCAGGAUGCAAGGAGCAGGAGCUGUACAGGAGAGAGUCAGACUGACCAAGGCCGUACAAGAUUGUCAAUACAUCUCGCAGCAGAUGUCCAAGCUGCAUUUGGAGCUGGCGGAGAAGCAGAGUUUCAGCUCUCUGUUGCAGGCCGUGGCCGAUGAGCAGCAGGAGGAAGAGGCACAGAAAGCACUGGAUGAGAGACGACAGGCUCUACAGAGACAAAAAGAGGAGCUUCAACAGAAAACUGAGAAACUCAAGGAAAUGUCCAUGCUGCAUGGACAACUGAGUAAUCAGCUGUCCAAGGCCAAGCAGAAAAAGGAAACUAAGGAGGGAAAGUCAACUGUAAAAAGCAGCCAGAUACAAACAGAGACUUCCAAGGCUGAGAAGCUGCUGGAGGAGCAGCUGGAGAUGCUGCAGAAAAAGCUGAAAGAUGAGAUGAGAUGUCAUGAAGUGGCCAUGAAAUUCUUGCAAAAUCAGCAUGAGGAGCUGCAGCAGCAGCUGCGAGAGUGGCAGCAGCGCACAGAUCAGAUGCUAAAGGAGAAGCAGCACCGCCUCAACAGCGUGUGCAACGAAAGAGCGCUGAACUCCGACAGGCUGAUGGAGAUGAGGCGAAAGUUCAGGGAGAUGGAGCUGUUGGUGAUCGAGGAUAGAGAAGAGCAGGAGAAACUGCGGCAACAGCAGGCAGAGGCCACAGCUGCUACCAAGCUGCAGGCAUGGUGGAGAGGCUGCAUGGUCCGCAAAGGCCUCGGCCCUUUCAAAAGAGCAGAGGAUGACAAAAAAGGCAAGAAGAAGAAGGACAAAAAGAAGAAGAAGAAAUAACUUUUCUUAUACAAGACUUCUGGACAUUAACACUAUGCAUAUGCAGUAAUUUAAAAUGAACAAUAAAUAUUUAUUUAAAACUGUGAAAACAUAUUUUUUUUCCAUCCAUGUCAUUUCCAACUUGUAACAAAAUGGCACAACGAAGUCAAAAAUCGAAUUCAGCGCAUACAAUAUUUCAUAAAAUAUUUCAUACAACAUUUCAAGAGCAUCACUUAUUGUAUAAACACAUCA
Messenger RNA from Mugil cephalus (flathead mullet), 1275 nucleotides. It is a transcript of the gene drc9, whose product is annotated as IQ motif containing G. The transcript has 10 exons. NCBI's taxonomy places the organism in Eukaryota, Metazoa, Chordata, Actinopteri, Mugiliformes, Mugilidae. Gene Ontology annotation, molecular function: protein binding. Gene Ontology annotation, biological process: cilium organization. The coding region runs from base 133 to 1044 and encodes 303 amino acids. The record is from RefSeq and is a predicted model, not a curated record. Gene Ontology annotation, cellular component: cytoplasm; motile cilium.